Molecule: messenger RNA, 5931 nt
Organism: Malaclemys terrapin pileata
Lineage: Eukaryota; Metazoa; Chordata; Testudines; Emydidae
Gene: POMGNT1
Product: protein O-linked mannose N-acetylglucosaminyltransferase 1 (beta 1,2-)
Exons: 22
Coding region: 243-2222 (659 amino acids)
Biological process (GO): protein O-linked glycosylation via N-acetylgalactosamine
Cellular component (GO): Golgi membrane
Molecular function (GO): beta-1,3-galactosyl-O-glycosyl-glycoprotein beta-1,3-N-acetylglucosaminyltransferase activity
Source: RefSeq, a predicted model, not a curated record
GCUCCGCGAGCGGGGAAAGGGGGCGGCGGCUGCAGGAGGGGGGCAGCGCCGCGGUGCCCAGCGCCCGCCCCUGAGGAGGGGGCCCGGCCUGCAAGGUGCAGCCCCCCCACUUCCCUACAGACCGUCUUAUUAUCUGCUGUCCUGUCGCAGCAGGGACCCUCGAAGGAAUGGGACCGGAGCCUACCCCAUCCUGACAGCUGCCCCAUGCUGCUCCCCUCACCCGUUCUCCUCGCCCCGUGAUAAUGGAUGAGUGGAAACCCAACGCUCAAGCCAAACAGUUUGUCUUGCGGAAAAACCGGAGCUGGUACCUCGCCUGGAAGUACAAGCUGAUGAAUCAGAGAGCUAUCAGGCGGCUAUGCCAGAUGGGUGCCGUCCUCUUUCUGCUUGUGACUGUGAUUGUGAAUAUUAAGCUGAUCUUGGACACUAGAAGAGCUGCUAGUGAAGAGGAGGAGGAGUCUGCCCAAGACUAUGAUGAAGGUGUGCAGCAUCUGGAGACCCUGCGCCGCCCCACCAGCAGCAGGAAGGUCUUGGACAUCGAGGUGUACUCCAGCCGGUCGAAGGUCUACGUGGCUGUGGACGGGACGACGGUCUUGGAAGAUGAGGCUCGGGAGCAAGGAAGAGGGAUCCACAUCAUUGUGUUAAAUCAGGCUACGGGUCACGUGAUGGCCAAGAGGGUGUUCGACACCUACUCACCCCAUGAAGAUGAAGCCAUGGUCCUCUUCCUCAACAUGGUCGCUCGUGGUCGCAUCCUGAUCUUCUCCAUUAAGGACGAAGGCUCCUUCCACCUUAAAGACUCGGCAAAGAGCCUCCUGAAAAGCUUGGGAAGCCAGGUCGCCUCGUCCCUCAGCUGGAGGGACAUGUGGAGCUUUGUGGGGAAGAAAGGAGGCGAGGUGUACGGCGAGAAGCAUUCCAAGUCCCCAGUGCUCUCCACGUGGGGGGACCCCGUCUUGCUGAAAACCGAAGUCCAGCUGACCUCCGUGGAAGAUGCCGAGUGCCGCUGGCCCGACACGGAGCUGAACCGCCGCCGGCGGAGGUUCUGCACCAAGGUGGAAGGUUACGGCAGCGUCUGCAGCUGCAAAGACCCCACGCCCAUCGAGUUCAACCCUGAUCCCCUCAAGGACAAUAAAGUCUUUAAUGUGCCUGUGGCUGUCAUUGCAGGGAACAGACCCAACUACCUGUACAGGAUGCUGCGGUCCCUGCUGUCGGCUCAAGGGGUCAACCCCCAGAUGAUCACAGUCUUUAUUGACGGGUAUUAUGAGGAGCCAAUGGACGUGGUGGAGUUGUUUGGCCUGAAAGGGAUCCAGCACACGCCCAUCAGCAUUAAAAAUGCCCGAGUGUCUCAGCACUACAAGGCCAGUCUGACCGCAACCUUCAACCUGCACCCGGAUGCCAAGUUUGCUGUGGUGCUCGAAGAAGACUUGGACAUCUCCGUCGACUUCUUCAGCUUCCUGAGCCAGUCGAUCUAUUUACUGGAGGAGGACGACAGCCUGUACUGCAUCUCUGCUUGGAACGAUCAGGGCUACGAGCACACGGCCGAGGAUCCCUCGCUCCUGUACCGCGUCGAGACCAUGCCCGGCCUGGGCUGGGUACUGAGCAAAAGCCUCUACAAGGACGAACUGGAGCCGAAAUGGCCAACCCCCGAGAAGCUGUGGGACUGGGACAUGUGGAUGCGGAUGCCGGAGCAGCGGAAAGGCCGGGAAUGCAUCAUCCCUGACGUCUCGCGCUCGUACCACUUCGGCAUCGUGGGGCUCAACAUGAAUGGCUACUUCCACGAAGCCUAUUUCAAGAAGCACAAAUUCAAUACCGUCCCGAACGUGCAGCUCAAAAACGUGGAGAGCCUAAAGAAGGACGCCUACGAGAUUGAAAUUCACCGGCUCCUGGGCGAGGCCACAGUUCUGGAUCACGGCAAGAACCCGUGCGAGGACUCCUUCCUGCCCGACACCGAGGGCAAGACCUACGUGAUGUACAUCAGGAUGGAGCAGGAAGCCGACUUCACCACCUGGACUCAACUCGCCAAGUGCCUCCACAUCUGGGACCUGGACGUCCGCGGGAACCACAAAGGGUUGUGGCGUCUCUUCCGCAAGAAGAACCACGUCCUGGUGGUGGGCGUGCCCGCCUCCCCCUACUCAUCGAAGAAGCCCUCCGCGGUGACCCCGAUCUACAUGGAGCCCCCCGCCAAGGAGGAGGUGGCCGGGCAGGUGGCAGCGGCAGAGCAGACGUGAGCCGGAGAGGUCUCCACGGCACCACCGCACACAGAGAAGAGAGGGGGCAGCGCUUGGGAGAGGCUGGGUACUUCCAGUGCGGGUGGGGUAGGGACUCCGCUAUGCCCCAGGAUGGGCAUGUGCUCCCCGGAUGGAAAACGGGACACAGGAUCCCGCCCCUGCCUGGGGACUGGCUGCCGUCGCUCUGGGACCCCGCAGCGCUGCCCUGUAGGAUGGGACACCCGCCCACCCACACGGGCUCUUUUUAACACUGACUCUUUACUAACUUUGCCACUUUCCUUAGGAGGCGGCAUUUUAAAUGCAGCGGCUCCUUUGAGGCCCUCUCUGCCCCACGGCGGGAUGGCAGGGGAAUUUUGUAGCCCAGGAAGUGCUGAUGCCCUCGGCCUGCAUUUUAUUUAUUAACUCUUGUGUGGCUGGCUCGGCCUGGGCCGGGCUCUUCCAUCCGACGGCUCCGCCCUGGGCCGGCGGUACCCUGGGAGCCUGAGCCAAGGGGGGUGAAACGCCUUGUCCUCUGCCUGGUUUGUGGGGCAGAGACGGGACGUGGUACAGCCCAGCUCUAGAGAGGUUUGGGGAUGGCACUGGUGAAAGGCAGCCGGAGGAACAAGGAUCGGGGGAAAUGUGGCCUGUCUCUUUAAAUGGAAUUCUCUCCCACGGGGGGCCGCCCCCCCACGGAUCAGUGGAUGGCACCACGUGAGAGACCCGGCUUCAAGGCGUCCCCGCCCGGCCACCGAUGUUGUGACUCUUCCCAGUGCAAGCUCAUGCGUGGCAGCCAGUGAGCAACACGGAUUAGCCUCUCACCGGCCGUGGUGCCGGAGCGGAGAGACGGGAGCCAGCUGGGGUGGGGAGGUGCAGGGGGAGAAAGAGCCUUGCAGAGCGGGCGCUGCCCUGGUGUGUGGAGAACAACCCCUGCCCAUGCAUGGGCCCAUCGGUUGCUGCCCAAAGCUUAAAGGGAAGACGGCAGCAAGGGGGCUGGGAACCAGACAACUCCACGGCAGAGAGCUGCUGCGGCAGGCUCCCGUGUGCCGGAGGGGGUCGCAGCCUGCUGUGAUCACUGCUGGUUCCCAGUGGUACUCGCCCACCCUGCCGGGCACCCUCAGGCCCCCUGCGCUGAGCGGGGUUGGGCUGGCUCUGAGGAGCGGUCACGGGACGCCGCUCGUAGGGAGGCCGGGAUCUGUGCUCUCGGGGUGGGGGCGGCUGUCCCCUCCGGCCCUGAGCCCUGCCAGCCUGACUGAAGGUACGGAAAGGAUGGACAUUCAGGGACGAGGAGGGUUUGGGGUUCCCCUCCCCACUGCCUGUGCCUUAGCUGAGGUCCCACAGGGCGGGGUGGGAUGAGUGACCCCAGCCUGUAGAUUCCCCCUAGCUGUAGCCAGCGGGAGCGGCCCAGCAAGCAACGCCCCCUGGUGCCAGUUUGAUCCGAGUCCUGUAGGUCCCUGUCCUGGGGUCGAUGCCUAUAUAGAGAUGAUUUUUAAUUCCCUUCCUGCCGAUCAGAUUUGCAGGAGCUGGGUAACUUGUGAGCUCUAGCUCCGCUCCUCGGGAGCGGGGGAGCUGGGAAAGGCCCCACCCUGGGAACUCUGCUUUGAAUUGGUUCGAGCUCUAGUUCCAUGUUGGGGACAGGCAGCGCCAUGCUUGGAUCAGGCACCCCCCAGCCCCUGCCCGCUAUGGGAUCGUACCCCGGGCUGGGUUCCAGACCCAUAGCUGACGCGACAGUGCACUUAUUGAGGGCGGACGUGGAGGCAGAUGGCUGUGAGUAGAGCGCCAAUGCACUAUAAUUUGGGACGAGAGGAGCUGGGGACUCCGGAAUGAGACCUGUAGGAUAUUGGUUUGUUGCAGCCCAGGCAUGCAGGGAGAAGGGCCAAGACCAAGUGCUUAACUUCCAUUGGUUUCAAUGGGACAUAGGCACCUCAAUAAUCUUGAGGUCUGGACCAGAGUCCUUGCCAGCUGUCUGGCCCAUGCUACGCAAGUUGGCAACUAGCGGAUCUGGCGUCCGCAUUGCUCGCAACUGGCCGUCUUGGCUGCAAGGUCAAGGGUCGAAUGGGGCAAGCCUGUGCAGCGUUCGUGCUGCCGCUGCCUGUGCUGUUUGUGGAAGAUUCUGCUCUCUUCUCCAGCCUGCCGUUCGCCAUGCAUCUCCCUCACCGCCACCGCGGUUUCCCAGGUCCGUUGGGACGGUCCCUGGCUGGGGCUGUCUACAUUCUGUGGCACUGCUGAAGGGGAAGGAGCGGCAGAGGGGCCUGAUUUUAAAGGCACGUGUGGUGAAAACGAGCGAUCAUUCGGAGCAGCUUGGCUGUACUGAGGAUCGAAACCCACCCUGGAUGAGCCGCCGAUCCCCAGGCAGUCUCCUGCGCAGAACGCUACAUUAACUUAUUUAUUUAUUCGACUGGAGGGAUGAGGUUUUGAAACAGGAAGGCGCCUAGGGACCUCUUUUGGGAUUGCUGUCAGAGAGGGGUUUCCCACGAAGCAGAUGUUGGGGCGUUGCAUUGUUCCAUUUGGUUCUCCCUCGGCCAGUUGACUUUGGCAGGGUUAGGAUGGCUUGUGGUGCUUCUCUUUUCACCCUCAAGAUAUACAGCAGUACCUCACUGGGUUAAACUCGGAAGCCCAAGCACAGGUGAUGGGGGAUUUUUGCAAACUCUUAAGGAAAUGCACACACACAAUUGACCCAGCGAAUGUACCGCGAGUGCUGACUUUGCUGUGCCGUAGCGAAUGCUCUGUAGCGUGCUUGGCCAAGACCGGAAAGGACCCCCUAGAAAUGUGAGAUGGCGCGACAGCGCUGUCUCUGCCGCUGGGUCUCCGAGAAGGGGUGGGGGGCUACUGCGGCUUUCCUAUGCUGGUGGUGUGCAGUGACCGUUCUGAACCCCAGAGUGAUGCUUGAAGGCUGGGUGUGUCGUCGUCCUUUUCUCCUCUCUAAGAACCCCAUUUCCCGCCCCCUCCUUGCCUUUUGCAGGCGAACUUUUCAAUAAAGACCCUCCCUUGUUUUACAAUCGCUUGCGGGUUUUGGCGCUGAGCUGCUGCUAAUUCCACUCUUGUUUUGUAAUCGGUUUACACCUGUGGAGCGGAGGAGCUGGGAGAAGGCAACGUAAGCUGGUUCUUUGUACACUGAAAUAAUGUGAUUUGAUUGCUGGUGUCUCCUGCUGUGUGUGGUGUUUUUUUGUUUUUUGUUUUCCUCUUAUUACCUGGUAGCGUCCGGGGGAAUCCUCCUCUAAUCAGUCUUUCUCUAGGCGGCUCCCCCUCUGCUCUAACCAAUGGCGUUGCAAUGCACAGAAUGGGAUGGAAGGGCCCCCUUGACUUCACUUGAUAGUUUGUCCUGCCCCAUUGAAGCCAAUGUGCUGUGGCCUUCAGUUGUAACAGGAUUUGACUCUGGAAAGGGGUCGCAAUGUGUCUGGCUCUGCAGCGUCUCAAUAGGGCAAACUUUUCUUACCCUCCUUCCUUGAAAACUAUCACCUUUGUGCUGUCAGCCUCUUUUUUGCCUCUCUCUCUCCCUCUCUCCCCUGACUGCCCCAGUCCAUCCGGCUUGGUCUGAGGGGCUGGCCGGCCCUGGCUUGCCCAACUGCAGGGUCCUGCGUGCACUGGGGUGGCGGGACGGGCUGGCCGGCCCUGGCUUGCCAGCUGCAGGUGCUGCGUGCACUGGGGUGGCAGGACAGGGGCUGAGUGAGGGAUUGGCGCUUUCUGAAUCCGAUUUAUCUUUUUUUCAAAAUAAAUACUGCAGUCCUGUUUA